AUGUUCAAGGCAAAAAGCCCGUUUGUAAUAAAUAGGCCCAAUCUAUAUAUGCAAAAGUUUACGUGGCAGCAAGAAGGCAGGCUAGACGCGGAGCUGCAUGCAGUCGCCCACACGAGAGGUUUGACAAUUAGCAUUGUGUCGAAUCGGAUCGGUAUCAGAAUCAGAAACAAGAAGGAUUUUGAAAGGAAUGGCGUCGAAUAUGAUGAGACCAGCGAUGUCGCUAAAUCCGUAGAAUUCUACUCUAGAGCCUUUGGUCACAACGUCCGUCGUCUUGACGAGUCCCACAGGUGGGGGGAGCUAGAGAGCGGGCAAACGACGAUAGCAUUCACACCGCUUCACCAGCAUGAGACGGACGACCUAACCGGAAAGGUUCAGUCUACGCAAUCAGCCCGUGAGAGAGCACCCAUCGAAGUCUGUUUCUGUUACCCCGAUGUUGAUGCCGCUUUCAAGAGGGCUGUAGAGAAUGGUGCGGUGGCAGUGAGCCAGCCGGAGGACAAGGAAUGGGGCCAGAAGGUUGGGUACGUGCGGGACAUUGACGGCAUCGUUGUACGCAUCGGAAGCCACGUUAAGUGAAACUGCCAUACAGAGACUCCAUCACGGAACGUGAUCAUUAACUAUAUAUAUACGCGUAAAAUAAUAAAAGACUACUAUAGUACCAUCUCUUUUUCUUUAUUUGUUGUUAAUGGAUAUUUUAUCUAAAAGCAAAAGUGGAAAAUAAAAAAGUUGUCCUACGUAGACCCACCAGUCUCGUUCUGCUAGGAAUCAAAUGGACCCAAUUAUCCAGCCAAUAAUUA
Molecule: messenger RNA, 794 nt
Organism: Thlaspi arvense
Lineage: Eukaryota; Viridiplantae; Streptophyta; Magnoliopsida; Brassicales; Brassicaceae
Source: the annotation of a GenBank genome assembly